AUGGCCUUUUCAAGUAUUAUUUUCGGGCUGUCGAUCAGUCUAUGGACGUCGCUAGCCGGCCUACUCGUGGUGGGAUUGUUGUGUAGAUGCCUCUUUCGUCUCUACCUUCACCCAUUAUCGGGGGUCCCUGGCCCUCGUCUCGCUGCUUGCACAUCGCUGUGGCUCGCUUGGCGUACCUAUGUUGGGGAUGAGUGCACGGCGAUCUACAAGCUGCACGAGAUAUACGGUCCAGUGCUACGGAUAGCCCCCAAUGAUGUCGACAUUGCGGAUGGCGACGCGGUUGAGCACAUCUACAUCGAGAAGGGGGGAUUCCAGAAGACAGAGGCCUAUUCCAAGUUCAACAUCGACGGCCACUCGAGCAUCUUCUCUACGCAAACACUCGCGGCGCGCGCCGGCCGUGCCAAGGCCGUGGUACCGCUCUUCUCCACUGCGUCAAUCCGGAACUCGCAGUCAAUCCUGGCUUCAGUCAUCGACCAGUUCAUAGCACGCCUGCAACGCGAGGGCCAGAGCGGUAAACCGAUUAACGUGCUCAACAUGACCCGUUCUAUGGCCCUGGACGCUGUGAGCGCGUACCUAUUCCAGGAGCAGUACGGCGCCGUUUCGGAGGACACCUCCCACAUGUCAGCGUCACCGUUUGUCGAUGCCUACGUCGGAGUGGGCGCCUUCUUCAACCUCUUACCUGGCUGGCUCGGGGACAAGAUUUCGGGGCUGAUCGAAGAGUGGACCUCUGACGACGAGACUGCCCAUUCGAUGAAGGCCAUGGAUCAGUAUACGGGCAACUUGGUGAAGACAGCGUCGCCGGGAAGCGGGAGCUACGUGAGCCGUCUACUGGAACGGGCGAUCCCUCGAGACCAGGUGCAGGUUGAGCUCAAGGACUUGUGCUUCGCGGGCACGGAUUCGACAGGCAUGAACAUGGCGAUGAUCUUGUGGUAUUUGACUAAGAGUCCAGAGAAAUACGCCAAGUUGCGUGAAGAGAUACUCGAGAAAGUGGCCAAAGGCGAGGACACCACCACGGGCCCGUACCUGCGCGGCGUCGUGCGCGAAGGUCUACGAUUAUCCUGGGCAAACCCGAUCCGACUACCCCGUGUCGUGCCCGAUAACGGAUGGCACUACCGUAACUACUUCUUCCCGGCUGGCACAUCGGUCGGAGUCGCUGCUUUCCAGCUGCACCAGGACGAGAGCGUCUUCCCCAACGCACAACAAUUUCUACCAGAGCGGUGGCUGCAGCCAUCAGACCAGAUGCUGACGAACUUCUUUGCCUUCGGCAAGGGAAACCGCGCGUGCAUCGCGCAGAACCUGGGGACCGCCGAACUGACGCUCGCCACCGCGAAGCUGGCUCAGGCUGACUUGCUCAAGGGGGCUACGGUGGUCCAGAACAGCAUCGAUAUACUGGAGUGGUUUAACUCCCGGGUUGUGGGGGAGGAGAUUCUGAUUCGGUUUUCUGCGUAA
Messenger RNA from Hypoxylon fragiforme, 1449 nucleotides. Its product is annotated as cytochrome P450. The record is from RefSeq and is a predicted model, not a curated record. The coding region runs from base 1 to 1449 and encodes 482 amino acids. The transcript is spliced from 2 exons. Gene Ontology annotation, molecular function: heme binding; oxidoreductase activity, acting on paired donors, with incorporation or reduction of molecular oxygen; monooxygenase activity. Lineage: Eukaryota; Fungi; Ascomycota; Sordariomycetes; Xylariales; Hypoxylaceae.